AUGAUCACAAUCAUCCACAUCACUCUGACUCUCAGCACCUCAGGUCUGUCGAUUUGUGCCAAGAGAUUAGCAUGCCUCCUCUCUCUCCUUGCCUCCUUUAUCCUUCUUCUCUGCUCUGGGGAGAAAACAUGUCCCUACAGCUGCCGCUGUGAGGGUAAAAUCGUCCAUUGUGACUCAGCAUCUUUCAUCGAUGUCCCAGAGAACAUUUCAGUAACUUGCCAGGGUUUGUCUCUACGAAACAAUGAAUUGCACACAAUGCUCCCUUACCAGUUUGCCCACCUGAACCAGCUACUCUGGCUGUACUUGGACCACAAUCAGAUCUCAUUUGUAGAUAGCCGUGCUUUCCAGGGUAUCCGACGGCUAAAGGAGUUGGUGUUAAGCACCAACAGGAUCUCACAGCUACACAAUGCUACAUUCCACGGUGUGCCAAAUCUUCGCAGCCUGGACCUGUCCUAUAACAAACUCCAGGAAUUGCAGCCAGGUCAGUUCCAUGGUCUUCGAAAGCUACAAAAUCUGCAUCUACGCUCCAACGGACUCACAGCAAUUCCUGUUCGGGCUUUUAUAGAGUGCAGAAGCUUGGAGUUUCUGGAUCUGGGGUACAAUCGACUUCGGGUCCUCACACGAACCACAUUCUUGGGUUUAUCUCGGCUAAUGGAACUGCACUUGGAGCACAAUCAAUUCUCUCGGAUCAACUUCUUCCUUUUUCCACGUCUUGCAAAUCUCCGUGGGUUGUACCUCCAGUGGAAUCGUAUUCGAGCAAUUAACCAAGGCCUCCCCUGGAUGUGGUAUACCUUACAGAAGCUGGACCUAUCUGGCAAUGAAAUCCAAAGUCUGGAUCCUGUGGUUUUUCAGUGCUUGCCAAAUCUUCAGGUUCUUAACUUGGAGUCUAACAAGCUUGCUAAUGUGUCCCAUGAGACAGUGGCAGCCUGGAUUUCCCUCUCAACAAUCAGCCUGGCUGGGAAUGUCUGGGAUUGUGGGCCGGGUAUUUGUCCUCUUGUCGCCUGGUUAAAGAAUUUUCGUGGAACUAAAGACACAAGUAUCAUUUGCAGCAGCCCUAAACAUCUUCAAGGGGAAAAGGUUAUGGAGGCAACAAAAAAUUAUAUAGAUUGUGAAGAUUUUGAACUCAUCCCCCAAACACCAUUUCCUCACCACACUUGGGAGUCAAGUAUGGAAACUACCCCUGAACCAUUCUUGCCUUUGACAACUCCCGAACUACCCCUGCCUCCCGCCACCUCUGAACCACCCAUCCCACCAUUGUUUGCUCAACCUCUUCCUCAUCCUACUAUCCCUGAAACCAACCCCAGAGACACUCCUCCGAAUACGCCACCACCGUCCAACAGCCUGCUCGUGACACUGUCUCCAGAACAAGAGGACUUAUCCUUCCAUAAGAUUGUGGUUGGUGCUGUGGCACUUUUCUUUACGACAUCACUCAUCUUGACUGUGAUAUAUGUCUCCUGUAGACGGUAUCCUGGCGCCACAAGGCUGUUGCAACAGCGCUCCGUGGUUGGACGGAAACGACGGAAAAAGAGUCCUGAGCCAGAACAGAACCUGAGCUCCCAACUGCAGGAAUAUUACAUGAGCUACAACCCUGCUGCCACGCCAGACGCCAUGGAUGUACUGGCCAAUGGGACUGGUACUUGCACAUGUACCAUAUCCGGCUCCAGGGAAUGUGAGAAUGAAUAUGUGUGUCCCAGACCGCUGCCUCGAGCCUGGAUCGGAGAUGUUCCUACAAUUCACUAGCCAGACUUCUGUCUCCACUUUACUGACUGCAACAGGGUUCCUGUAAAGAAUUUCCAUUGCAUCGCAUCGCAUCACACUUCAGCCAUUUCCUUUUAUUUGGAUUGUAGGAGUGUAUCAAAGGUGCGAGCGAGUGAACGAGUUGUCCCUUGCUGUGAAAUAAUUUUGUAUUAUAAUGCUCAAGACAGAUUUUUGCAGAAAAAAUUAUUUUAAUCGCCUACCAUUU
Molecule: messenger RNA, 1963 nt
Organism: Neoarius graeffei (lesser salmon catfish)
Lineage: Eukaryota; Metazoa; Chordata; Actinopteri; Siluriformes; Ariidae
Gene: lrrtm4l1
Product: leucine rich repeat transmembrane neuronal 4 like 1
Exons: 3
Coding region: 1-1740 (579 amino acids)
Molecular function (GO): protein binding
Source: RefSeq, a predicted model, not a curated record